ACCCUAAACCCCCCUUUCACUUCACUUGCAACACCAAAAAAUCUGAACAAAAUGGCGUGGAGAAAAGUACCUUUACUGAAUCGAAACCUAAUUUCACAGAUUCCGUUCAAUUCAAACACAUUUUUCGCUAAUUAUUCUUCCAAAUCAAAUCUGUACCCCGUGAAGGUAGGUAUACCGGAGUUUUUAAACGGAAUCGGUAACGGAGUGGAGACGUAUGCAGAAAAGCUUGAAGCUGAAUUUGGAGAUUUACAGAAUCUGUUGGUUGCUCGAUCUACGAAGCUGAAGAAGCUCAAUGUUGGAGCCGAUCCGAAAGUUUGCAAACAUAGGAAGCUGAUAUUGAAGUACGCACACAAAUACAGGCUGGGACUUUGGAGGCCUCGGAUUGAACCACCAAAAACCAAUAAAUGAGACGUUUCAAAACAUUCUACUAUGAUACGAUUCAUGUUGUCGUUUAGCUUGGACUUAUGAAAACUUCAUUUUGUUGGACUUAUCCAACAAAAAGAUAAUAAUUUUGUAUUUUUUAAAAUGAUUUUGCUGCAAGGCUGCUAGACGAAGUGGGCCAACCAUCAAACCCACUUCUUAUUUGGUUAAAAUUGGACUUUGUUCUUAUUAACAACCCCAUUGAUAUCUUGAAA
Molecule: messenger RNA, 635 nt
Organism: Helianthus annuus (common sunflower)
Lineage: Eukaryota; Viridiplantae; Streptophyta; Magnoliopsida; Asterales; Asteraceae
Exons: 3
Coding region: 52-408 (118 amino acids)
Source: RefSeq, a predicted model, not a curated record